This is a messenger RNA of Cyprinodon variegatus (sheepshead minnow), 3635 nucleotides long. It is a transcript of the gene edil3, whose product is annotated as EGF-like repeats and discoidin I-like domains 3. Lineage: Eukaryota; Metazoa; Chordata; Actinopteri; Cyprinodontiformes; Cyprinodontidae. The record is from RefSeq and is a predicted model, not a curated record. The transcript is spliced from 10 exons. Gene Ontology annotation, molecular function: calcium ion binding. Bases 293 to 1603 code for a protein of 436 amino acids.
CACGUCGCCCUCUCCACUGUAUCUCACCACUGCGGUAGGAUCGGGGCGGCAGGCAGACAGCUGGUACCUUAUAACGCAGCUCACUCGUUCCUGCUCUGCUCAAUCCCAGAGACGACUUUAUCACUUAGGAGAUACUUUCCCCUGUAAGGACACCCUACAACAGCCUCUCCCAGGUUUUCUCCUGUAGCCUGGUGAGAGCGGUGGAAGGAGAAGUUUUUUUGAUGUGUGAUCUGUGUAUGUUUUUAACCACAUCACCAUAACCUUGGAAGACACACCUGAUCGCAGAGCAAGGAUGGGACCGCUACUCCCUUUCAUCGUGUUGUGUUUGAGCGCCGCUGUCCCACACAGUGUGAAAGGAGCAGAUGGUGAGGAUCCAACUUCUCCAGGCCCCUGUCAUCCGAACCCUUGCCACAACAGAGGAACGUGUGAGAUCAGUGAGACGUACAGAGGCGAUACCUUCAUUGGUUAUGUGUGCAAGUGUCCUCCAGGCUUUAGUGGAGUUCACUGCCAGCACAAUAUUAAUGAAUGUGGAAGAGACCCUUGUAAGAAUGGAGGAGUUUGCACUGAUCAGGUUGCUAACUAUUCUUGUGAAUGCCCAGGGGAGUACAUGGGAAGGAACUGCCAAUACAAAUGCUCCGGACCACUGGGCAUGGAGGGUGGUAUAAUCUCCAACCAACAGAUAACAGCCUCCUCCACCCACCGUGCUCUCUUUGGCUUGCAGAAAUGGUACCCAUACUUUGCACGCCUCAACAAGAAGGGUCUGGUCAACGCCUGGACGGCUGCCGAGAAUGACAGAUGGCCAUGGAUCCAGAUAAACCUUCAAAGGAGAAUGAGGGUAACAGGACUGAUUACCCAAGGCGCCAAACGAAUCGGCAGUCCAGAGUAUGUCAAGUCAUACAAAGUAGCAUACAGUGAUGAUGGCAAAACCUGGAGAACAUACAAAGUCAAGGGCAAAGAUGAGGAUAUGAUUUUCAGAGGAAACGUCGAUAACAAUGCUCCAUCAGCCAACUCUUUCACACCUCCCAUUGAAGCCCAAUAUGUACGUGUUUACCCUCAAGUUUGCAGGAGGCACUGCACCUUACGUAUGGAGCUACUUGGCUGUGAGCUGACAGGUUGUUCUGAACCGCUUGGGAUGAAGUCAGGCCAUGUUCAGGAUUAUCAGGUCACGGCUUCCAGCAUUUUCCGAACACUCAACAUGGACAUGUUCACUUGGGAGCCUGGAAAAGCUCGUUUGGACAAACAGGGAAAGGUUAAUGCCUGGACAGCUGGACAUAGUGACCAGUCGCAGUGGCUACAGGUGGAUCUGCUUGUGCCUACCAAGGUUACAGGGAUCAUCACACAGGGAGCUAAAGACUUUGGCCACGUCCAGUUUGUUGGCUCAUACAAAGUAGCUUACAGUAACGAUGGAGAGCGGUGGAAUGUGUAUCAAGAUCAGAAACAGGGAAAAGACAAGGUAUUCCAGGGGAACUUUGACAAUGACACACACAGAAAGAACGUGAUAGAUCCCCCAAUCUAUGCUCGGUUCAUUCGGAUCCUUCCCUGGUCCUGGUACGGCAGGAUCACUUUGCGUGUAGAAAUACUGGGCUGCACAGAGCAAGAGUGAUGUCUCUCUCCUCUCCAUCUUUCUGUCCAUAAUUCCCAGCUCCUUUGGAAAACCGGAGGAAUGAACUGCUCAACAUGUAAAAAGAAAUUGAUUUCCUUUUUUUCCUCAAGAAAUAAGUAUUGAAUAAAUGGUAGUGGGGUCUUGUUAGUUCUUUUGUAUAAUGAUUUUAAAACUGCCCCUGUUUCACUUUUGUCUUUCAGUUUCCUACUCAGUUUCCUACUUCUUUGGCUUUUUAUGCCUCUUAGAAAUGCCAUCCUGUUUGAAAUAAACUUCUGUAACAUAUUGGUGGGGGGUUAGUGUCAGAAAAGGGAUCUCACUGUGGUUUUACUGUGGAAGCUACUGUACAGUGUCACUUUUUAAUCAAGAUGUUAAAUUUGUCUGUUGUGCAUCAUAGAUCAUUAUUAACCAUCUUGUAUUAUGAAUAAACUGUCUAAGGUAUCAUGUAAAAAUAAAAUAUAAUGAAACAUGUUUUUAAUUUCUAAACUGUAGCUCACUCAAGCCAUGAUUUUCCCCAAAGGAACACAUCAGUCACAGAACUAAUACUCUUGUAAUAUAUGUAAAAGAUUAAGAACCUGCAUGGUGCGUGAAUUAUCAAUGUAUAUUUAGACAAAUUAUGGAAAACCUCCGACCCACAGAGCAAAUAGCUUUUAAUUAGGGACCUAUUUUUAUGUGCAUUUUUAGAUAGCUCUGAAAACAUUACUUUAAACGUUGAUAUACGAAUGCUUUAUGAGACAAUAAGCAAACAAAACAGUCAGAUUGUUUUACUGCUUUACGGAAACAUACAGCUGUUAUUUAUUAAAUCUGAUUUGUUGCCCCCUAUUUCUGAUUGUAGCUGGUCUUUUUCUAAAAUCUUAGAUGUUUUGCUUUUUUUUUAAUAUCACUUUUUUUUUGGAUUGUCAGUUGUCAUUGUUAUGAACUAUGUUCUAGUUUCCUCAUGUUGUCUUGGAGAUCUAAGGUGAACUGAUUCAAAAGCUCAGGAUAGGAAUCAUUUGCUAUAAUCCCACAUGUAUACCUUAGUGUAAAAUGUUUGGCCAUCUAAGCUUAUGAUAAACUUACCAUCCACAGAAAAUUGCAGAUGAAUGAAAGAAGCCACUCAAGUCAUCAGCAUAAUGUACAUAUUUCAAAUAAUGUUUUUUUAUGUUGUUUAAUGAAGGUAUUAUUUACUAAUUUGAAAAAUGAAACAAAUGCAGGCUGUGUUACAAAAAUUGUUUAAUUUGCUCAGACAUGGAUUUUUUUAACAGGUAUUGCAGGAUACCUGAGUAUUAAAAUUUUGUGUUGUAAACAGUACAUGUAUGUAACGUAAUACUUGGAGGUUCCUAAACUUCGAAGAGUAUUACACAGGAGUUACAAAUAUGUUGUAGUACCAGUCUUUUCAAAACCUUACAGUAUACUUCUUUCACACUAUUGCUAAUUUUCCUUGCAUUUCACCAGAGAUACGGUACUUUGAAUAAGCAGAGAUCUGGUGCUGUGGCAUAGUCUUAACUCCAAGUGAGAGAGCUGCCACUGAUUUCAAAGAAAAUUACCGGUAUGCCCCAUAAGAAUUACAAUAAUUUGCGACAGGGAAUUAGUAUUAAUUAUCAAUAAUUUGCUAUACUGUACAGACAUUCCUUCCUGUACUAAAGAAGAUCAGCAGACUACAGAGAGUAAGACUUUUUUAUUAGUUGGGCUAACAAAUACUGUUUGUGAAACAUUAACAUUUUACUCUACAAUGGGCAAGCAAUCAUUAAGUAUAAUUAAAAAGAUAGUUGUUACUGCAAAAUGCAACCUCUACUGACACACAUCACCUAGUAAAUAUUUGACCUUUCAUCCCAAUACACAUACACUAUAAACAAUGGCACUAACUGUACAAAACACAGAUAUUUCAUGGAUUGAACAAACUUGUUUGAGAAGGUGCUCUCCAUCUCUUUGCGGUUUGACCAGCAUAAAGAUUUUGAAAUGAGUGAUAAGUUAAGCAAACAUUGGGAUAUGUAACAGUCUCUGUUUGAAAGCAAGGUGUUGGAGUGUGCAACCCGUGAUUGAGGGCACAUAUACA